GGUUGGGCUGAGGCAGAGAGAACGAGAGGGAAGAAGAGGGGCGAGCAGAGCGGAGGAGGUUGGGGAGCGGCAGAGAGCGGGUUGACUGUACGGCGGGCAGCCCGCGGGAAGAAGGAGGAGGCAGAGGGAGUCCCGGGGAAAGGGACGGACGGAAGCCGAGAGGAGGCAGUUGCAGAGGGCUUCUGUGAGCGCUAAGAAGGAGAAGAAGAUGGCGGACGGGGAUAGCGGGAGCGAGAGAGGGGGCAGCAGCGGAGGAGGGGGAGGCCCCGGCGGCUUCCAGCAGCACAUGUCCCGGGAGCAGGAGACGCAGGAGCUGGCCUCUAAGCGGCUGGACAUCCAGAACAAGCGCUUCUACCUGGACGUCAAGCAGAACGCCAAGGGCCGCUUCAUCAAGAUCGCAGAGGUCGGCGCCGGGGGCUCCAAGAGCCGCCUCACCCUCUCCAUGGCGGUGGCCGCCGAGUUCCGCGACUACCUGGGCGACUUCAUCGAGCACUACGCCCAGCUGGGCCCCAGCAGCCCCGAGCAGAUCGCGCAGUCCUCCGGGGACGACUCCGGGGCCGGGGGUCCUCGCCGAGCCCUGAAGAGCGAGUUCCUGGUCCGGGAGAACCGCAAGUAUUACCUGGACCUGAAGGAGAACCAGCGCGGCCGCUUCCUGCGCAUCCGCCAGACCAUCAACCGCGGCCCGGGCUUCAGCGGAGGCACCGGCGGGGGAGCCGGCCUGCAGAGCGGACAGACCAUCGCCCUCCCCGCCCAGGGCCUCAUCGAGUUCCGCGACGCCCUGGCCAAGCUCAUAGACGACUACGGUGGGGAGGACGACGAGCUGGGCGUGGGGCUGGGCCCCGGGGGAGGAGGCGGCGGCGGCGCGGCCGGGGGCAUGUACGGGGAGCUGCCCGAGGGCACGUCCAUCACCGUGGACUCCAAGCGCUUCUUCUUCGAUGUCGGCUGCAACAAAUAUGGCGUGUUCCUGCGGGUGAGCGAGGUGAAGCCCAGCUACCGCAACUCCAUCACCGUGCCCCUCAAGGCCUGGAGCAAGUUCGGCGGCGCCUUCUGCCGCUACGCCGAGGAGAUGAAGGAGAUCCAGGAGCGGCAGCGGGACAAGCUGUACGACCGCCGGGGGCCCGGGGAGAGAGGCGGCGGCCUGAGCUCCGGGGGCGGCGAAGACUCCGAGACAGAAGAUGUGGACGACGAUUGAGCGAUCCGAGGAAGGGGGAGGGGGGAGGGCCAUGCUGCCCCCACUACAUGUCCCAGCAUGCCCUGCUCACACACUGGCACCUGCAAAUCCCAGCAUGCCUCUGUGCAAACUGAGACUUGUGGGACUGCAAAUCCCAGCAUGCCCUGUGUAUAGUGAGAUUUACAGGACUGCAAUUCCCAGCAUGCCUCGGUGGAAAAUGAGACUUGUAGCACUACAAAUCCCAGCAUGCCCUGUGUAUAGUGAGAACUGCAGGGUUAUAAAUCCCAACAUGCCCCUGUGCAAACUGAGACUUGUGGGACUACAAAUCUCAUCAUGCCUCGGCUGAAACUGAGACUUGUAGCACUACAAAUCCCAGCAUGCCCCUGUGAAAACUGAGACUUGUAGGACUGCAAAUCCCAGCAUGCCUCGGUGCAAACUGAGACUCGUAGGACUGCAAAUCCCAGCAUGACCCAGUGCAAACUGAGACUUGUGGGACCGCAAAUCCCAGCAUGCCCUGUGUAUAGUGAGAUUUACAGGACUGCAAAUCCCAGCAUGCCUCGGCGGAAAAUGAGACUUGUAGGACUGUAAAUCCCAGCAUGCCCCUGUGCAAACUGAGACUUGUAGGACUGCAACUCCCAGCAUGCCCUGUGUAUAGUGAGAACUGCAGGGUUAUAAAUCCCACCAUGCCUCGGCGCAAACUGAGACUUGUAGGACUGUAAAUCCCAGCAUGCCACACUGCAUACUGAGACAUGCAGGACUACAAAUCCCAGCAUGCUGCUGUUGGGGGAAUUACAAGUCUGUAUGUAACAAACUGUUCCUGUGCAGACCAUCCCUCCUUUCUCCACAGCUGGCUGGGACUUGUAGUUCUACAGCACUUGGGGAGCAGCAGGUUGUCAGGGCCUGAUGUAGCACAGCUGGGGUCAUAGCAGGUGUCAUCCUCCCAUCACACGUGAACCAUGGCAUGUUACAUGCAGGCUAUGGUUUAUAACCCACAACCCAAGGGGUUAAAUCUUUUGGCUUUAGGUCAGUGCUCAGUCUCUAGAUGUACACGCCCCCCCCCCCCCCUCUCCCGCGCCAUUUCCACCAUGUACGAUGUGGGCACUGGCAUCAGUCAGCCUGCACCAGUCCCCAGUUACCGUCCUAGUGACCAUUGGACGAUGACUGCGGACUGGUUAAAUUUCGGAUAGGUUCCGCACCAGCUGGCAGGAAGUAGGCGUAAACACCCCCCACCCCAUGUAUUAUGUUCUAGAAGGUGCUAGGUCAUUUACUCCAAGCCGAGGCCAGCUCUAAUUCCCAGUGACCACAGCUUUACCAUAACCCAGCGAGCAGCAGCUUCUUCCCACAGCGAGAAGGUACAGGGGGUCCAGGCUAGAAGGAAGGGGCGCCAGGGCGAGUCAUGGAGCAGGCUCCCCCCUUUCUCCCUUGCCUCUCUCACCACCAUUUCGGGAGCUUUCCAUUGAUGCCCCUCCCCAAGGAGAAAAGACCAGCAGAUCUGUUCCUACCACCCAGUCUGUCACCCAUCCCUAAAGCACAAGGAAAGAAACAUGGCUUGUUUGGAUUUCUAGCAAAGAUCUGCAUCUCCUAUCCGCAGAGUCUCCGGUGACAGGUCCACCAUUCCUACCAGGACUGAACUCUUGAUCCCACCAAUCAUGGAUUCUUAACAGACUGCCAUAAGUCACCUUUGUUUUUAAUACCAGCACGCAACGCAAGAGCAAAAUUUGACAUCUUCAGAACAUAGAAUGAGUCAGAAGUUCGAGAAAAACCUGUAAAAUUUCCAAUUAAACCCUUCCGACCCGGAAGCGAAAAAAGACAAAAAAAACAAACAAAAUAAUAAUAAUUUAGGUUCAUACAAACGUCAAAGAUAAGCUCAGGUCCAUGAUUCUUCUCGUACAGGCUUUUUAUUCUUGAAAAGACUUGCCUUCAGUUCUCAGUACCUCGGAGGGUAAUGGUGCCUCCAAAAAUAGUUCCUGGCGAAGGCUGGGAAGAAACUGUCCAGGUGGUGAACAGUCCACAGGAGAAGAGUGUGCGGCCUGUGCCACCCGCAGGCCCUCCACUCAAUUCUACAACCUUACUGUCUACAAGAUGCCCUCCUAUUUUACCCAGUGAUGACCUGAGGGGGGCUCCUGUAUCAAGAUCUAGUUAUCUACUGUUCCCAUGGACUUGUGGUUUUAACUCUCCUGGAUGGCUCCCUUGCUUCUACUCAUCAUGAGGAGAAAUAAACCUUUUGAGGACAGAGGCGAGUGUCGUGUCCCGCAACCUUCUCUGUCCCCAAAGAGUUGAAAAGAAAUGCUAGUAUUUUUCUUUUUGUGUGUGUUGUACAUGUGUGAGACGAUCCCUCCCCGCUUGAUGUGCAGUUCUUGCCGUCUCCGGAACCUCGGCUGUAGGUUUGCUUGUGGUGGAGGCUCCUGGGGAUGUAGCAGCUUCCAGUAUUUCAUGCCUAGAAGUGAUUCAUCUUCUUGUCACGUGCACUGCCUUUUCUAUGUCUGCACCACUUCUAUAUUAAUGUAUUUAUUUUGUGUUCUGAUCUAAUCGUUUCACCCUGCCAGUAAACCCCCCCCCCCCCACCCCAACAGGCCCGCUGGGGGGCCCCCCCCACCCCCAUGAGUGUAUUCCAGCCAGGGUGCAGCUUGGCAGGUGACUAACGGUAGAGGCCUGUGGCUUGAAUGCUGCAGAGGCAGCCAUUUUUCUAGCAUGAUCAUGUCAGAUCUUCAUGUUAUGGAGACAAGACUUCCCAGUGGUCAUCUUAAAGAUAGUUUCCGGGAGUAAAGGGGUUCUGCAGUUUGUUUAAACUGAUGAUCUAUCCUCUGUAUAGAUCAUCAGCGCCGCGGCCUUCUCACUGUUUACCGCUGACCCAGUGACGUCACGACUAGUAUCAACUGGCCUGCGCGCGGCUAAGCUCCAUUCAAGUGAGCAUAGUUUAGCCGCGCCCAAGCCAGUUGGUAUUAGUCGUGACGUUACUGGGCCUGCAGUAAACAGUGAGAAGGCCGCGGCGCUCCCAGAGCGCCGCUGCCUUCUCAAACAGCUGAUUGGCGGAGGUCCCGGGUGUCGUUCCCCCGCCGAUCAGAUGCUGAUCUAUCUAGAGGAUAGAUCAUCAGUUUAAACAAACUGCAGAACCCCUUGCCGAUCAGCUGUUCGAAGAGAGGCCCAUCGAGCUCCAUGGCCUCACUACUUAUUAAGCACAGCGCCAUCCUUUGGAUAGUGGCUGUACUUGGUAUUGCAGCUCGGCCCUAUUCACUGGAAUGUGACCAAUGAACGUAAUGUCAUUGACCGAGUAAGAGGUCGCAACACUGGAACAUCACGGCCUCUUCAAACGGCUGAUUGGUUAUAAUCCCUCCUGGCACCCCCACCAAUCGGAUAGGCUAACAAUAGGUCAUCACCUGGGAAAAUCCCUUUAAGAAGACCUCCCAACUAAUUUUAAUCUCUGUGGAAUUAUUCUGGAGCCUCUAUACUUAGAACUGUCACUCUUAUACCUUCUGGAAAUGUAUGAAUACAUUGAUAACUCACCAUUUCCCUUGUCAAGGGGGGGGAGGGGGGUUUCCUAUGGUAGCGACGCACCCUCAUCUGGCAGCACCCAGUAGUCAGUUUAAGUCAUAGGUUUCCUGGUGGAGUAACAGAGGGCUGGCACAAUGUCUCUGCUCCAGAAUAAUUUAACAAAGAAUACAAGUAGUUAAGAUGCUGUCCACAGAACGGCCACCUCCACGUGUACAUAGGGCGGGACUGCUUAGGGUUGGAGCUGCUGCACCACUUCUUGGUUUCUCCCAGCAUUCUCUCAUCCGAUUCCCUGUUGGAAAUGUUUUAUCCUUUUUUAUUUUAUUUUCAGAACUGUAUGGGAGCAAUAGUAUUUCUUGAUGUUUUAAUCACAUCAGUAUAUUGUACUGUAUUUUUGUACCUGCCAGGCAGCUGUAUAGUGUCCUGCUGUACCAUUCAUACGUGGAGAUUUUUCUUUCCUUCUUCCUGUUACUUGUGGCAGAUGCUUUCAUCCACAGUGAUCCAGCCCCGUGCCGCAGGGCUCCUAGGAAAGCCCUUUCCUUGUGUGUCGCUCGCACAGAUGACUCCAGAGGCUGUGCGUGCCUUCGCUCCAAAGUUUUAUUUAUAUUGCACCCAGUAUAAACCAAGGACGGGCGUAUAUUACAUAGAGAUAUAUAACGUGUGCUCAAUGAGCAGCCGGUAGUCCUGUGCAUACUCUUAACCUCUUACUGGGGAGGUUGUAAAAUGCUACCCAGACCUGCCUCCUCCUGCUCACUGUGGCUUCAGCCCCUGAAUGGAGUGGUUCACCAUUACGUAAAUAAGCUAUUGCGUAUGACGAGGUUUAGGAAGGAGACCAACCAACACCCCUCUCCCUGUCCCCCUUUAGGCGCUGUGCUUGCCAGCUGAACUGUUUCAGUAGUGCAGCGCUCUCUUAGAGGACUGGUUUGUCUGCAGUCCUUGGAGCUAUUCCAUUCCCUGCCACGUUUUGUUCUUCUGCGCAAUAUAGGUCAGCCAAUGGGUUAACGCUGGCGCCAAAAUCUUGACACUUACAUUUGCCGUCAGAGCAAACAGUGGCUUGGCGAAGGUGUAGAAAGGUCCGAAGUGAAGGUGGACUAUUCGUUUUCGUCCUUCGGCCCCGUCAUACGCAGCUUGUUCAUAGUAUCAGAUGCCUGUAUAAAAAAGCAGAUCCUUAUCUGUAAAUGUUGUAUAGCCUCUUAAAUAUAUAUCUGUAUAUAACUAUACAGGGGGUGACUUUAAGCCGAAUGUUUUACAGAUGUGCUCCUCCGUCAAACCCCUCCAACCAGAAAUAGUUAUUUUUUUUUUCUCUUCCUCUCAUGCUCCGAAACUGCUCGAUGCAGUGAUUGCUGCCAACGUGGCGGAUAUAGCGAUCUAUUCUAAUGGACCGGGGCGUUGCCCAUUUUACCUCUAGGGUAAUUUUUAGAAAUGCUCAGCGUGGAAGCCAUUCUUCUAGAGAAAUCUAUCCCGAUCGAUAAAACGGAGCGGGUUGAUUUAGCAGAAUCAUGCAAAUGCGAAGGGGGUGAGAUUUAUGGCGCCAUCCUGAUGGGGGCGCUCUCUAGAAGAGGUGGACAGGGCACAUGCAAAGGUAUCAAGUGUAUAAAUAUUGGGGUCAGCAAUUCAGUCCGUUCUAACGCCCCUGCUAGUGACGACGUGAACCUGAAUAUUGAACUAUGUAAAGACAGUGAUUGUAGUUUGCCCAUCAUUUUGGUGAUUAUGCUUAUGGUAUGGUCCAGUGUAGGACCAGCUCCCCUAUAAGAUUAAGAGAAAGGUGUGCUGCUUUAAGGAUUGUGGUAAUACUUUGGAGUUGCGGUUUGAAUGCCUUGGCAGAAAUGAGCCUGGUUGCUAUCGUGGAGCCCCUUCUCCCCCCCGUAAAGGGAAAGGUGACCUCUGUUUUAGGAUUCCUGUCAUUUGAAUCCCAUUCCUUGACGAGGCACUAUGUUAAGCAUCCCAGUAACCAGCAACCUCCACCGGCAUAAAAAUUGAGAGACAAUUGGAACGUCAGGUUCCGACUAUUAUUAAUAGCUUUAUUGAGACUUGUACGUGUGCAGUCAGAGCGCGGGGAGCGGAGUAAGCCAUUAACGUAAACUGCACUACCGAUCUUUCGUUGAUUGCCCACUAUUUGUGCGGCGUGUAGACUUAACACUAGAGAAGUAGCAGGCACAUUAGGUGGUUAAGAGGAAAGCACAGAGUCAUACAGAGGACUUGCACUCGCUUAGGCGAGAGGAGACAUGCGCCAGCUGCGCGCGCGCAGAGCUCUGCCUCGUAGCCAGGGGCGAGCGGAUGUAGUUUGGGUGCAUACAAUGUAAGCAUUUCUGCUGUAGGCAUUUAAUCUACGUAUUCUUCAAAUACAUUUAGCUGACUAAUAAAAAAAAAUAAUUAUAUGGAAAAAGUCUAUUUUUUGUUUCUGUUUAAAAGCACUUUAAAUAGUAAAACAGCAUAUGCAGCUGUACCCUUAGUAACUACAAGCAGAGUCUAUCCUUCAGUCUACCCCUUGAGGUUACAUGGUUGGUAGGUGUUCCUCAGUCCCUCCUAGUCAUCCUGCUGACCACGGCUUCUAUCUCGGCUUUACCCCCAACGCUCCUCAGGGCAGCCAGGCCAGGUUUUGACAAUAAACGCUUGCACCAUACUUCUUUUAACCUUGGGCUCGUCCGGGUAUUGUAAAAACCUAUUCUGGGUGAGACUUCCCUUCAGGAGGCAGCUGAGAAGGUUCUGUCCCUGUUGCGAAUCCCUUGAUUUUAGUAGCCAGUGCUCCUGGCCGGAUCGAAGUUUUUGGAUUUACCACUAGCUUUACAAAAGCCGGGGAAAUUUUAACCUUUUGAAAAAAGAACAAGCAAUUACAUGGAAGAAGCAUAAGGUUCAGAGCUCCUGCUCAUCAGCACUCCUUACAAUAACAGAAUUUUGCAAAUUGAGUUUUACAAUCUAUAUAUUUAAAAAAUUGUAUGUUUGUAACAAAUAAAAGUAUGCGGAAAAGUGAAUGAAACCAUA
This is a messenger RNA of Bufo gargarizans (Asiatic toad), 7642 nucleotides long. It is a transcript of the gene PURB, whose product is annotated as purine rich element binding protein B. Gene Ontology annotation, cellular component: nucleus. Bases 209 to 1192 code for a protein of 327 amino acids. The transcript has a single exon. The record is from RefSeq and is a predicted model, not a curated record. Gene Ontology annotation, biological process: regulation of transcription by RNA polymerase II. NCBI's taxonomy places the organism in Eukaryota, Metazoa, Chordata, Amphibia, Anura, Bufonidae. Gene Ontology annotation, molecular function: DNA-binding transcription factor activity, RNA polymerase II-specific; purine-rich negative regulatory element binding; RNA polymerase II transcription regulatory region sequence-specific DNA binding.